AGCGGCCAGCACAUUUCUGCCUCAGAAUCUGUUGCGUGAAGACGUUGCGUUAGUUAGUGGUGCGACUUGUUGAUAAAUAUUUAAGCUGUUGGUAGCGCUAAACGGCUAAGCGCUGGAUAUUAUUUUCAUCAUUAAGAAAAUGUAUGCGAAAUUUCGUAUAUUACUGACAUUGUUGGUGUUUGUGAAUGUGAAUGUGAAUCUGAAGGCGUUCAGUGCGAGUGCCGCCUAUGAAGUUGAGGAAAUCAACAGUGAGCAGAGUGCCGCAGUGCCAAUUGUGCUGGAAGCUGAUGGCGAGGAAGUCGAAACGUCAAACAUAACGAAUAAAGAGGUUGCAGCAACAACAACAACAUCACUUGAUGCACUACCAAAAGCCAGAGCCCGCAGCAUAGCGGACAAUAAUGACGGCGAUGCUGAUGAGCACAAUUUGAAUGCAGCGCAUGAGAAGCAGCACAAAGACACAUCACGCCCAUUGAAGAAUGUCUUUCGUAGCAUUUACAAGAGCUACAAGAGCACUUACAUGGGCAAUGUCACAUCUGCGGAAUAUAAGAAGCGAUUAAUUGAGCGUUUAAGCGCAGGCGCACACAGUCACGUGACCAGUGCAAAACCAACAAUAACAACACAGCGUGACGUAUCGUCUGAGCAGCUAGUAAACGAAAGACUCAUGAACGAAACUUCUUCAACGCUGGACACCAAAGUAACGCCACUCGUGCCACCCGCACUCGACGCCGAAGCACUCAAAGCGAAAUUAAAAGAAAAGCUACGUAAGCGCAAACGCAAAUAUAAUCGUUCGAAUGCGAGCGCGAAGCGCGCAAAAACAAAUAACAGGCACUCGAACACAACAACUGCCGACGCUGAUAAGGUGAAUGAGCGCGCGGACGACAACAACAACAAUACGGUUAAUAACAUUACGGUACUUGAUAACGCAUCGCACACUUAUAACGGCACUUUCAACGCUAAACCUAACCGCUACACAAUCGGACCCGGCGUCAAUGUGAGCUUUGAUAUGGUGAAUGAUAUCGUUAAUGUCAAUUUGGAUAGCGAUAAUCUAGUGGAAAUAAUGCGUGGGCGCUGGUUGAACGACAACAGCGAGGAGGGUCGCGGCAAGAAGUACGAUAUGAUUACCAAAGUGUUGCCACUCUUUGUGCUGCCAUUUCUCAUACAAUCUGCCAUUGUGCCAUUUUUGGUCACCAAGCUGAAAUUGUUGUUGGUGAAGUCGAUAUUGAUUGGCAAAUUGGCAAUAUUCUUGCUCAUUUUGUCGGCCAUCAAGAAUAAUAAUAAAUCGGUGCAAUCUUAUGAGGUCGCACCCUCAUAUUGGGCUGGUGAACCGAGUCGGCGUUCUGAAUUGGCCGCGGCUGCUUCAUCGGCCGCUUAUAAUGGCUAUAGGGUGGAGGGUAAGCCGGCCGCCUGGAUCAAUUAAUGUAAUAAAUUGCCUAAGAUUAAUGUUUUAAAUUUUGUUGUUAAUGAAAUGGAUAUUAAAAGAUAUAUGUAUAUGUGUG
Zeugodacus cucurbitae (melon fly) is the source of this 1496-nucleotide messenger RNA. RefSeq lists its product as uncharacterized. NCBI's taxonomy places the organism in Eukaryota, Metazoa, Arthropoda, Insecta, Diptera, Tephritidae. Bases 140 to 1417 code for a protein of 425 amino acids. The transcript is spliced from 2 exons. The record is from RefSeq and is a predicted model, not a curated record.